AUGGCCAGCCAAUACAAUGGAACAACCGGCACUGCCGAUGCCGGGUACUCGACCAAUGUCCAUGAUCUGAACAUUUUCUACGACACGGGUAAUCUGACCUUCCUGACCAUGUCGUCGGUCCUCGUGCUUCUCAUGAUCCCCGGCGUGGGCUUCUUCUACAGCGGCCUCGCGAGAAGAAAGUCGGCUCUCCAGCUCGUCCUCCUCUCCAUGCUCUCCGUGGCCGUCAUCGGCUUCCAGUGGUUCUUUUGGGGAUACUCGUUGACCUUUGCGCGGACCGGAAACGCCUUCUUGGGCGACCUCAGCCAGUUUGGCCUGAUGAAGACGCUCGCCCAGCCAAACGGCUCGGCUUUCCUCCCCGACAUCCUCCUCUGCCUGUACCAGGGCAUGUUUGCAGCCAUUACGCCAGCUCUCGCCAUCGGCGCCGUCGCCGACCGCGGCCGCAUGCUCCCGGCCAUCGUCUUCAUCUUCAUCUGGUCCACGGUCGUGUACGACCCCAUCGCCUACUGGACGUGGAACCCAAACGGCUGGCUGUACAAGCUGCCGGCGUACGACUUCGCAGGCGGCGGCCCCGUGCACAUCGCCUCGGGCAGCUGCGCGCUCGCGUACAGCGUCAUGCUCGGCAAGCGAACGGGCUACUCCAAGACGCACGGCCUGCCCUACCGGCCUCACAGCGUGACAAACGUCGUCCUCGGCACCGUCUUCCUCUGGGUCGGCUGGUUCGGCUUCAACGGCGGCUCCGCGCUGGCCAUGAACCUCCGCGCCGUCAUGGCCUGCUACGUGACCAACCUGGCCGCCUCGUGCGGCGGCAUCGUCUGGGUCCUCCUCGACUACCGCCUCGAGAGGAAAUGGAGCACCAUCGGCUUCUGCUCCGGCGCCAUCUCGGGCCUCGUCGCCAUCACCCCCGCCGCCGGCUUCGUCUCCCCCUGGGCCGCCCUCGUCGUCGGCCUCCUCGGCGGCGCCUGCUGCAACCUCGCCACCAAGCUCAAGUUCCUGGCCGGCGUCGACGACGCCCUCGACAUCUUUGCCGUCCACGGCGUCGGCGGCAUGGUCGGCAACGUCCUCACCGGCAUCUUUGGCGCGUUAACCCGCCCCCCGUCCAGAUCCUACAUUGCCGGCCUCGACGGCACCGCCUACCCGGCCAUCGGCUGGAUCCAGCACAACUGGGUCCAGCUAGGCUACCAGCUCGCCGCCAUCUGCGCAGCAUUCGGCUGGUCCUUCGCGCUGACCUGCACCAUCCUGUUCCUCAUGAACCUCGUCCCCGGCCUGAGCCUACGCGUCUCCGCCACCGAGGAAGACGUCGGCAUCGACGACGCCCAGCUCGGCGAAUUCGCCUACGACUACGUCGAGUCGACCCGUCACGUGGCCGACGCCGCGUCCCCGGGAUCCAUGUCCUCCAGCAGUUGUGGUUCUACCCACGAGAAGACCUCUCCGGGGUUUAUCUGA
Messenger RNA from Metarhizium album ARSEF 1941, 1443 nucleotides. RefSeq names its product ammonium permease. The record is from RefSeq and is a predicted model, not a curated record. The transcript has 4 exons. Gene Ontology annotation, biological process: ammonium transmembrane transport. The coding region runs from base 1 to 1443 and encodes 480 amino acids. NCBI's taxonomy places the organism in Eukaryota, Fungi, Ascomycota, Sordariomycetes, Hypocreales, Clavicipitaceae. Gene Ontology annotation, cellular component: plasma membrane. Gene Ontology annotation, molecular function: ammonium channel activity.